AGUUUCCGAAUUUUUUCUUAGCAGAUGUAAACAUUGUUAACUUGACUCAAAGUCACUACCUGUGUCCAAAUGGCGAAUACGUUUCAAACACAAAGGUUUCGUCAUAUCCAAGUGUUCUUUAAGAACAAACCGACGGAAUCUAUUCUUUCCCCUAAAUCAUUUACCGUAAUGAACACAAGGUGUAUACAGUCAACCACCACACGAUGGAAGGGACCUGUGAAGCUUGCCUAUACUUCCUAUGAAGGAACAAAUUCCCAUAUUGUGUCACCCAGUACCGCCACACCUAUUAUUAUACAGCAUGGGCUGUUGGGAUCGAGAAAAAAUUGGGCGUCUUUGGGCAAGGCUAUUCACAGUAAGACAGGCAAAAAGGUCAUUGUUCCUGAUGCAAGAAAUCAUGGAGAUAGCCCUCAUAGUAGUAUACUUGACUAUGAAGUCUUGUCUGAAGAUUUAGUCAAGCUAAUGGAAGAUCUACAAAUACCGAAAGCCAUCAUGGUUGGUCAUUCCAUGGGAGGAAGAGCCAUGAUGAAGCUUGCAUUGAACAAGCCAUCUUUAGUUGACAAACUUGUGAUUGUUGAUAUAUCCCCUGUCAAUGUUAGCCCUGGGGCAAAGUUAAUGACUGAGUUCUUGACUUUGAUGGAAGACAUAAAUUUAGGAGACCAGCUAAAGCGUGCUACUGCCCGAAAAAUAGUUGACGAACAGCUGCAAGUCGUCGUUAAAGAUAGUCUGUUGAGGCAGUUUCUUCUAACAAAUCUUGUGGAGGAUAACGGGAAAUUCCGCUGGCGCGUUAAUCUUAAAUCGAUCAUUCAAAACUUGCCAAACAUAAUUGGGCAUUUCCCUUCAAAAGAUGAAAUUUUUACUGGCCCGACGCUUUUCAUUGUAGGAGAAAAAUCCGACUACGUCAAACCGGCGGACCAUAACGCAAUAAGAACGAUAUUUCCCAGUGCCGAAUUUCAAUAUAUCACUGAUGCUGGUCACUGGGUUCAUGCUGAAAAACCAGCUCAGUUUUUGGAGAUCUUUCUCAAAUUCAUUUAGGGGAAGGAUUAACCGCCCACCCAAAGAACAGUGUAGUGUAAAUUGAUUUUGUUUAUAUGUUUCUUUUACUAUGUUAACUUGCUAUUG
Messenger RNA from Daphnia carinata, 1119 nucleotides. RefSeq names its product protein ABHD11-like. The transcript is spliced from 6 exons. The record is from RefSeq and is a predicted model, not a curated record. Gene Ontology annotation, molecular function: catalytic activity. Lineage: Eukaryota; Metazoa; Arthropoda; Branchiopoda; Diplostraca; Daphniidae. Gene Ontology annotation, cellular component: mitochondrion. The coding region runs from base 70 to 1032 and encodes 320 amino acids.